Molecule: messenger RNA, 1983 nt
Organism: Aspergillus saccharolyticus JOP 1030-1
Lineage: Eukaryota; Fungi; Ascomycota; Eurotiomycetes; Eurotiales; Aspergillaceae
Product: putative sulfate/molybdate transporter
Exons: 1
Coding region: 251-1558 (435 amino acids)
Biological process (GO): molybdate ion transport
Molecular function (GO): molybdate ion transmembrane transporter activity
Source: RefSeq, a predicted model, not a curated record
CUACAAUCGAAGGCAGUGGAAACCUGAAUCGGAAUCAGGGGAAGUUGAUCUUCUUGAAGGUGUUGUGUUGUGCGGGGAAUCCAUCCCAAACACGCGCUUAUCUUCCUUUCGCCGAUACGAGAUUCCAUCAUCGUCUCCGCAUUGUCUCGGCUUUCCUGCUUCUGCCUUUUCUUCUCUUUCUUUCUUUCGACUGUCCACGGCCCUGAAUAUAUCUCUUCUCCUUCGCCUACUUUUCUCCAUCGCUGUAACCAUGAAUCUUCGUCGAGUGACUUCCCAUAACUUCCACACCUUCCGACAUCACUAUGUCUCUGAGGUCUCCGGCUCUCUGGGCGAUUUGGGCACAUUCCUGCCCAUCGCCCUCGCCCUCGCCGUCAAUGGCACCGUUUCUCUCUCAAGCACCUUGAUUUUCUCCGGCCUGUUCAACAUCCUGACCGGUCUCUUCUUUGGGAUUCCUCUCCCCGUCCAGCCCAUGAAAGCCAUCGCUGCUGUGGCCAUUGCCCGGACCUUCUCCAACGGAGCCAUCGCCGCUGCUGGUAUCUUUGUCGGGGCUUGUGUCUUUCUCUUCAGCAUAAGCGGCCUCCUGAAUUGGUUUGCUAAUGCCAUUCCCAUUCCCGUCAUCAAGGGCAUCCAAGUUGGGGCCGGUCUAUCCUUGAUAAUCGCGUCGGGGGGCUCGAUUCUCUCGUCGCUCGGAUGGGUCCAGCCGUCGUGGGCUGACAACCGCCUCUGGGCUGUGGCGGCCUUCCUCUUCCUCAUCAUCACCAACGUCUACCGCAACGUGCCCUACGCCCUCCUUGUCUUCAUUCUGGGGCUGUCAUUCGCGAUUAUCGGCAGCGCGCUAGCCUCCGACCUCCCCUCGCUCCACUACUGGCACCCCUACACCGUUCUCCCCACCCCGCACGAAUGGCGCAUCGGCGCCCUCGACGCAGGGGUUGGACAGAUCCCGCUGACCACCUUGAACUCGGUCGUCGCCGUAGUCCACUUGGCCAGUGACCUCCUCCCGACCCAGGAGAUCCCCAGUAUCACUGCUGUGGGCCUCAGCGUGGCGGGCAUGAACCUCAUCGGAUGCUGGUUCGGCGCGAUGCCCGUCUGCCACGGCUCCGGCGGCUUGGCCGCGCAGUACCGCUUUGGCGCCCGCUCCGGCGCCAGCGUCAUCUUCUUGGGUAUGCUCAAGCUCCUCAUCGGCGUCUUCUUUGGGGAGUCGCUCGUCGGCCUGCUGCGGCGCUUCCCCAGCGCCCUGCUCGGCGUCAUGGUCAUCGCCGCAGGACUGGAAUUGGUCAGCGUGGGCGAGUCGCUCAACACCACCGGCGCGCGGGAUAUCCGCAAGGCAAACCACGGGUUCGCCGGCGACGGCGCGCAGGAGAUCGGCCCCAUGCUGAGCGAUUGGGAGCGCAAGCGCCGGUGGACCGUCAUGAUGGUCACGGUGGGGUUGCUGGUGGGGUUCAAGAACGAUGCCGUCGGGUUCGUCGCGGGCAUGCUCUGCCAUUGGGGGUAUGAGUUGCCCACGCUGUUUGAGCGGGUCCGUGAACGCUGGAAUCAGCGACGGAUUCAGUUGGAGUGAAUGGGUUUUGGGAGAGUCAGUCAUGUACUAUUGUGGUAGUGACCGAUGAGUCUCUUUUUCAUGGUCGUGAUUCUUUGUAUAGUUGAUCCCUCUGUGUAUAUACGCUCUCUGGUUUGGAGGCGAUUUUGGUGUAUCUGAGAGUCGGUCUGCACGAGGAGCACGAACGAGAUGAGUUAUGAAAUAUGGUUUUGGUUUUGGUUUUUGGAAAGUCGGUUGGUGUACCUAUAUACUGACCACAGAUGGCUUGCCACACGACUACCUAUUGUAUGUACAAGGGAUCCAGGAACAUGGUGGUGAAUGUCCCUUCAGAUGGGAGAAGAUGGUCUUGGUGCUAAACAGAUUGAUUUCCAUCAGAGAUUCAGGAAAUAGGAUACAUACUCUUGUACUACAAGGGCACGGGCCUAGUGGGACAGCAUAUGGAGGGA